UAUUAUUAUUAUGGUUUUGUGUUGAUCACCUUGUAGGAUAUUCUGGACCACUGAAAGAAAUUCCUCCUGAAAAGUUCAACACUACAUCUGUGCCGAAGUAUUAUCAGUCUCCCUGGAUAGAAGCCAUUAGGGAUGAUCCAGAGCUGCUGGAAGCUUUAUAUCCGAAACUUUUUAAACCUGAAGCAAAGCCGGAACUGCCUGACUACAGAAGCUUUAACAGAGUUGCCACUCCCUUUGGUGGUUUUGAGAGAGCAUCAAAGCUGGUCAAAUUCAAGGUACCUGAUUUUAAUCUACUGAUGCUAAAUGAUCCCAGAUUCAUGAUUCUUGCAAACCCUCUUGCCACCAGAAGAUCCUUCAAUAGGACUCCUAAAGGAUGGACAUCUGAGAAUAUUCCUGUAGUGUUCAUUCAGCCUUCAGAUUCCAACACCGUUCCAGAAACAGAGGACCUGUGAGAGAAGCUGCACUCUACAUCCCACAAAAUGCUGGAAGCUGUACAUCCAUGUAUUUUUGGUCCAAAUGUUAUUAAAGGUUACUGAGAAAAUUUUUCCUUGGCAGCUCGAGUACAAGUAAUAAUGUCUGAUACAGUGUCUCUUUUCUGGCACCAAGUUUCAUCUGUAGACAUAAUAUAAAUAAAGUAAUUUGGCAA
Messenger RNA from Pterocles gutturalis (yellow-throated sandgrouse), 646 nucleotides. Its product is annotated as myozenin-2-like. Gene Ontology annotation, cellular component: actin cytoskeleton; Z disc. The record is from RefSeq and is a predicted model, not a curated record. The annotation marks the transcript as partial. Gene Ontology annotation, molecular function: FATZ binding; telethonin binding; actin binding. The transcript has 2 exons. NCBI's taxonomy places the organism in Eukaryota, Metazoa, Chordata, Aves, Pterocliformes, Pteroclidae.